AUGAGUAAUCAAAUCUCAUCAGACCAAGAUGUCUAUUGGGCACUACAGGAAAUUAUGUCUGGUAAGAUGAACCUUCAAAACAUUUCCUUCUACAAUUCUGAUUCUGCUUCCAGCUCUCAUCAAGAAACAGAAAAUUCCAUAAGCAUCAACAUCUCCACAAAGGGCAACAGCAUUCAGGAGUUCUGCCAGAUUUUAACGAUACUCUUAGCACAGGAGAGCAGAUUUACUCCUACAAACUUGGCUUUUUAUUGUAUAAGUUGGGAGAUGAAGGCACUUCAAACUUUUACUUCAUUACUCGAUAACAACUCAAGCAUCAAACAUGUUGAAUUCCAAAAGAACAUCUUCACCGCCCAGGGCAUGUUUGAGCUUUCAGAUAUGCUAGGAAGAAACAAAAGAAUUAGGAGUAUUAUAUUCUCAGAGUGCCAGAUUGAGUCUACAGGAGCUAGCUUAUUAGCUUCUGCUUUGAUGAAAAAUGAUACUCUGGAAGAACUACAGAUAUGGGAGGACUCUAUUGGUUCAGAUGGUGCUGAAGAACUAUCAAGAAUGAUCGAGGCAAACUCAACACUAAAGCUCCUAUUGAUACUUGAUAAGCAUUUCAUUACUGCAACCCCUCUGAUCUCAGCUGUACUGGCGCGGAAUCGCAGCAUGGAAGUUCAUGUUUGGACCAGAGAUGGAACUGACAAGAAUCUUAAAAUAGUUGAGUUUACACCUGAGACAAGCAUGCUGAGAAUUUACAAACUGAACACUUCAGGUUCUCAGAGGAUAGCCUGUGCACUAGGUUUGAAUACAACAGUAAAGACCCUAGAUAUGACUGGUAUCAAGCUGAAAUCAAACUGGGCUAAGGAAUUUAGACAGGUUCUGGAGCAAAAUAGAAGCCUCAAAGAAGUUAAAUUAUCAAGAAGCAGCCUUGGAGACAAGGCGAUUGUGUACAUAGCAGCUGGGUUAUUCAAGAACAAGUCUUUGGAAAAGUUGGCACUGGAUGGAAACAGAUUCAGCGGGGUUGGAGUGGAGCAUCUAUUGUGCCCCUUAAGUAGGUUCUCUGCUUUGCAAAAUCAAGCAAACACUACACUGAAAUCUGUGACAUUUGGGGGAGGGGAGACCAGGAUAGGCAGAGGAGGUGUCAUUGCAAUCUUGCGUAUGUUGGACACAAACCAAACCAUUAACCAACUUAGCAUAAAUGACGACACAAGCAUGAAAGCUGAAGAUGUAGUGAGAAUUUUCAAGAGCUUAGAGAAGAAUCCUACUUUGAGAUUUCUGUCACUAAGAGGAUGCAAAGGGGUAAAUGGAGAGUUGGUGUUGCAAACGAUAAUGGGAACUCUUCAAGUAAAUCCAUGGAUAGAGGAGAUUGAUCUCACAGGAACUCCUUUGCAAAUUGCAGGGAAGACUGAUGUAAUUUAUGAUAAAUUGCGCAAAAAUGGAAGUCUUGUUCCAGAGAAUGAAUUGCUUGCUGAUAUGCCAUUGACCACGCCAAAAUGCUGCAGAGCAUUUUUCUGUGGACAAGACUUUGCAGGAAAAAGCACACUGUGUAGCUCCAUAAAUCAUAAUUUUAGUUCUAUCAAAUUGCCUUACAUGGAUCAGAUCAGAACAUUAGUCAAUCCAAUUGAACAGAUCGCAAGAACAGCAGAGGUUAAGAUAAAAAUCAUCAAUGAUGGUGACACAAAAAUCUCAAUUUGGAACCUUGCUGGCCAACAUGAAAAUUUUGCAUUACACGAUAUCAUGUUUCCAGGCCAUGGGAGCCCCUCACUGUUUUUUAUAAUUUCCAGCUUGUUCAGGAGGCCGGCAAACAGAGAACCCAAAAACCAAGAAGAGAUUGAAGAUGACCUGUCAUACUGGCUGAGAUUUAUAGUUUCAAACUCGAGAAGAGCAAUAUCACAAUCAAUGCCACCUCACAUUACCAUAGUUCUUACCCACUCGGACAAAGUUUCACAUCCAUCAGAAGACUUGCAGCCCAUUAUUAAUCUGAUUCAAAAACUAAAGGAUAUGUUUGAAGGGUUUGUGGAACUGUAUCCCAUGGUAUUCAUGGUAGAUGCAAGAUCAUCUGUGUCUGUAAGCAAGCUCACACAUCACCUGAGAAAGACGAGCAUGACAAUUCUUCAAAGAGUUCCACAAGUGUAUCAAAUAUGCAAUGACAUGAUAAAGAUCUUAUCAACCUGGAGAUCAGAAAACUACAACAAACCAGCCAUGAAAUGGAAUGAGUUCUGUGAGUUAUGCCAGCUUAAGCUUCCCUCUCUCCGAAUCCGAUCAAGGUGGGAUGACAUGGAAAAGAUAGAGAAAAAAAGACAAGCAGUAGCGAGUACAUUGCAUCACGUAGGUGAAGUAAUCUUCUUUCAAGAGCUUGGAUAUCUAAUAUUAGACUGUCCGUGGUUCUUCGGCAAAGUACUUGGUCAGCUCACAAAGUUAGACUCAGGAAAUCUUAAUACAACUGACAAGCUUGGGUUCUUUAGCUGGUUGGAACUGGAGAAGAUACUAAGAGGGAGCUUGCAAAGUCAAAUUCCUGGGAUUGGUUCAAAAGUAUUUGACAAUUUGGAAGCUGGUGAUUUAAUGAGGAUGAUGUUAAAACUUGAGUUAUGCUAUGAAAAAGAUCCAAGCAACCCCAAGACCCUUCUCUUAAUUCCAUCACUUCUCAAAGAAAGCCAAGGAAGAAGAUUGCCAACAUGGCAGCCAAGCACAACAGAAUGCAAUUAUGUUGGAAGGCGUCUGGAAUGUCAUGAAGCCAGACAGAUGUUUCUAACGACAGGAUUCUUCCCAAGGCUUCAGGUUCAUCUCCAUAACAAAAUUUUUAAACAAAAUGAGCGAAAGGGAGCAACAUACGCUCUAGAGAAAUACCUCAUCUCCAUAAUCAUUAAUGGGAUCCAGAUCAGGGUAGAGUUUGGAGGACAAAGCAGCAACUAUGUUGAUGUUCUUGCAUGCUCGAAUAAGACUGUCACUGAAGUUCUUAGACUCUUGAGCCAGCUCAUCAGGCCAACAAUUCAGAGUAUAUGCCCUGGAACUUCUUUGUCCGAAUAUGCGAUUAGACCAGACUGUGUUAGGUUUCUUAUACCGCCAACAUUCAGAAGAACCCAACUAGUGUCAUUGCCCGCACUUAAAGAAGCACUGCUCUCCACACCUGCUGAUGGCAUUUAUGAUUACCAGCAUACUUGGAGUUCAAUACACAAUGGGAAUAGGUUGCUUCUGCAUUCAGGUUUUGAUUAUGCAAGAAAUCUUCUUGCAGAUGACGAGUUCCGUGAAGUAUUGGGCCGAAGAUAUAAUGAUCUGCACCAUCUUGCUGCUGAGCUGACAGUUUCAUUUGAGCACAGGAAGGAGCCACAAACACUGGCUGGAAAUGAUGGUGAACAGACCAUUGAACCUUCACUUUUAGGCAUAGCAAAAGGAGUAGAACUAGUUCUGCAGAGAUUGAAGAGCAUGGAGCAGGAAAUCAAAGACCUAAAACAGGAGAUUCAAGGAAUGAGAUAUUAUGAACAUUGUCUUCUAGUUGAGCUCAACAGGAAAGUAGAUUACCUUGUGAACUAUAACAUUCAGCUGGAAGAACGGAAGGUACCAAACAUGUUCUACUUUGUGCAAGUGGAAAAUUACUCAAGGAGGUUGGUUACAAGAAUAAUUUCUGGCAUGAAAGCACUGCGGCUGCACAUGCUCUGCGAAUACCGAAGGGAGAUGCAUGUUGUUGAAGAGCAAGUAGGAUGUGAACUUCUGCAGGUAGACAAUGAAGCAGUUAAGUGUCUACUGCCCUACAUGAGCAAAUUCAUGAAGCUGUUAACCUUUGCGCUAAAGAUAGGAGCACAUUUUGUGGCAGGAAUGGGAGAGAUGAUACCUGAUUUGGGGAGGGAAGUCGCUCAUCUAAUAGAUUCUUCUCUAGUUUAUGGGUCAGCAGCAAUGGCUGCAGGAGCCAUUGGUGCAGCAGCAAUUGGACAAAUAGGAGUAAGGAGAAAAAAUGCAUAUCCCGGCAGGAGGUACUCAAGGAAUCCUGGACAAGAAAUUGGAGAUGCUCAGCAAUGGCUACUUGAUUUCUUGAAGGGUCAAGGGAUUUCAACUGGAAAAGAUAUAGCUGACAGGUUUGGCUUGUGGCGGGUGAGGUAUUUGGAUAAUGGAGACAUUGCAUGGAUAUGUCAAAGGCAUAAAGAAACAAGAAGGAAAGAAAUCACUGAACUACCUAUCUAACAAAUAAGCAUUUAGACAUACAUGUGUAAUGUUGGACUAGAACCUAAAUGGGUGCCUUGACCCCUAAAAGAAACUUUUAGUUAACAAUAUUGUACUAUUAAAUCCAACUCUAAAUUCUUGGCUUCAUAUGAUGUCAUCAUUUGAUUUUUCUAGAAAGCCUUUUUAUCUAAAGGAAACAUCGAUAAUAAUAUAUUCCAUAUAUAUAAGGUGUAUCUGGGUUGAUCUUCUUUAAUAUUCAUUUGCAAGCACAAGUAUUCUUUUUAAAAACAUCUCAAAGUGAGUAGCCAACAAGUAUGAUCAUAUAAGCAGUGCAGCAUACAAAUCAAGUUACCACUUAGAAGUACUUGCAAACGACUCAUAAGAAAAUAAUGCUAAAAAGAAAAGAAAAAAAAAAAAAGAAGGGAAUCAUAGCCUAGUCGGGAUGAAAAGAUAAUGCUACGAUCCCUCUUUUGUUACUCAAUAAUGACAGUUCAAUCGACAUCCCUACAUAGUAUAUGCGAGCAUAUAUGAUUUUUUUGCCAUGAAGACAAUUUAAAAAAGAGGGAAAGGAAAACAACCAUGAUAAACCACUUAUAAUUGACAAAUGCAACCCAGCGUGCAUCAUUUUUUCCAUCAGUUGUAAUAUGAAUGAUAUAUCAUGCACUUUUUUUUUUCUCCAGCAACUUAUUUUUUGCCAGAAAUUUUCAAUGAUCUCGGAUGCACGCCCCAGCACUACAGAAAGCUAAAAAUAGCAAUUUUGACUGGUACAGAAUAAUCUUACAUUUGUUUGGGUUAGAAAUUACAUUGCUUUGGCACUUAAAAUAUAUUUUGCUGAAGGCAGCAUACUCUUGCCAUUCCAUUACUAAGAAAAAUAACAAAUAAGUAGUUCAUCCAUAAUAACUUCAAAAUUAAUGGUUCUUCAAUUACAAUAAUUGCAAGCUUCAGUUGUAUUCAGAAACCAAAAGAGAUCUAAAUGCAUAAAAACCAUAAUCUUUCAUUCAACUUGUAUCCAAACAGUCACAAAAUCCUGAAACCAUUUGUGGUUAGGAAAGCUACCAAGAAGAAAGAGUGCAUGUAGAAGUUGGGAAACAAAACCUUUGAGUUCACAUAGCUAAUGCAGCAGGAACUGAACAAACUAACAAGCUUUUAUGAGCCACUAAGUUAAAUGAAAAAGAAAGAGCAAAAAGUAAAACCAAUAAUUAUUCAUCAGCCAAGCAAUUCGAGGACAUACAUA
Messenger RNA from Dendrobium catenatum, 5368 nucleotides. Its product is annotated as protein TORNADO 1. Lineage: Eukaryota; Viridiplantae; Streptophyta; Magnoliopsida; Asparagales; Orchidaceae. The transcript has 3 exons. The record is from RefSeq and is a predicted model, not a curated record. The coding region runs from base 1 to 4155 and encodes 1384 amino acids.